AUGUCUGAGGAUGAUCCAUUAUUAAUUAAUCAUAUUUUGUGGACUGAUGAAAGUAAAUUUACUAAUAAUGGAAUAUUAAAUAAGCAAAAUAAUCUUUAUUGGUCGAAUGAAAAUCCUCACUGUACUGUUCCUACAAACUUCCAAACAUGUUGGGGUACAAAUGUUGGUUUGAUUGGUGAUGUAUGUAGAAACAUUUAUUAUCAGCAGGACGGGGCACCUGCUCAUAAUGCCCGAAUUGUCCAAGAAUUGUUGAGAGUAAGAUUUGGCGAAAAAUUUAUUGCAACACACGGGCCAGUAGAGUGGCCCCCAAGGUCACCAGAUCUAACACCAUUAGAUUUUUUUUUGUGGGGACACUUGAAAAAUGUUGUGUAUACUGAUCCUCCAAUCAACAUACAAGAUUUAAAGAAUAAAAUUACACACGCAUGUUACCUCCUAAACGAAAACUAA
This is a messenger RNA of Myzus persicae (green peach aphid), 447 nucleotides long. RefSeq lists its product as uncharacterized. Bases 1 to 447 code for a protein of 148 amino acids. Lineage: Eukaryota; Metazoa; Arthropoda; Insecta; Hemiptera; Aphididae. Gene Ontology annotation, molecular function: nucleic acid binding. The record is from RefSeq and is a predicted model, not a curated record. The transcript is spliced from 2 exons.